AUGAGAAACAAUAUGACAUCUGUCACAGAAUUCUUCCUCCUUGGAUUUCCACUUGGCCCAAAGAUGCAGGUGCUCCUCUUCGGGCUCUUCUCCCUCUUCUACGCCUUCACUCUGCUGGGGAAUGGGGCCAUCCUGGCUCUCAGCUGCCUGGACCCCAGACUGCACACCCCCAUGUACUUCUUCCUCUCCCACCUGGCCAUAGUGGACAUCGCCUAUGCCUGCAACACAGUGCCCCAGAUGCUGCUGAACCUUCUGGACCCAGCCCUGCCCAUCUCCUUUGGGGGCUGCAUGACCCAGACCUUUCUCUUUUUGACUUUCGCUAUUACAGAAUGUCUCCUCCUGGUGAUGAUGUCCUAUGAUAGGUAUGUGGCCAUCUGCCAACCCCUUCGAUAUUCUGCCAUCAUGAGCUGGAGAGUCUGCAUCACCCUGGCAGUCACUUCCUGGACCAUUGGAGUUCUCCUGUCCCUGAUUCAUCUAGUGUUACUCCUACCAUUGCCCUUCUGUAUGUCCCAAAAAAUCAAUCACUUUUUCUGUGAAAUCAUGGCUGUUCUCAAACUUGCCUGUGCAGAUACCCAUAUCAAUGAGAACAUGGUCUUGGCUGGGGCAGUAUCUGUGCUGGUGGGGCCAUUCUCCUCAAUUGUAGUAUCAUACGUGUGCAUACUCUGUGCCAUCCUAAGAAUCCAGUCAGGGGAGGGUCAAAGAAAAGCCUUCUCCACCUGCUCCUCUCACCUCUGUGUGGUUGGACUCUUUUAUGGUACAGCCAUUAUCACAUAUGUUGGACCCAGUUAUGAGAACCCCAAGGAGCAGAAGAAAUAUCUCCUGCUGUUUCACAGCCUUUUCAAUCCCAUGCUCAACCCCCUGAUUUACAGUCUCAGAAACUCAGAAGUGAAGAAUUCUUUGAAGAGAGUGCUGGGAAUAGGGAGAACUUUGUAA
Messenger RNA from Marmota flaviventris (yellow-bellied marmot), 933 nucleotides. RefSeq names its product olfactory receptor 2A7. NCBI's taxonomy places the organism in Eukaryota, Metazoa, Chordata, Mammalia, Rodentia, Sciuridae. Gene Ontology annotation, biological process: G protein-coupled receptor signaling pathway. Gene Ontology annotation, cellular component: membrane. The record is from RefSeq and is a predicted model, not a curated record. Gene Ontology annotation, molecular function: olfactory receptor activity; G protein-coupled receptor activity.